AUGAAAGAGGUGUUGGACUUAGACUUGGACUUGGACUUGGACUUGGACGGUGGACGUGUAUCGGCGGCAGUAACGCGGUCGGUGACGGGAGUUACGCGGUACAAGACGGAGAACAUUCCAGCCGGCAGCACGGACACGACCAUGCACGAGACCACGGCCACCGACCAGUGUCCGGGCUUGUUCAACAUUCAACAGCAACCAACCGGCUCCAACAGGCCAACAGCCAACACGGGACGAGAUGAGACGAUGGGAUGGGGCACGUGA
Messenger RNA from Pseudogymnoascus destructans, 264 nucleotides. RefSeq lists its product as uncharacterized. The transcript has 2 exons. The record is from RefSeq and is a predicted model, not a curated record. Bases 1 to 264 code for a protein of 87 amino acids. NCBI's taxonomy places the organism in Eukaryota, Fungi, Ascomycota, Leotiomycetes, Thelebolales, Thelebolaceae.